ACUCGGGUCUUCACAUUCGGGUGCCUCCGCCCCACAGGAAGGGCGGAGGGUGGAAAGACUCAGACCCAAUGAAUCAAGGUCUAGCUGGAAGCCGCGGGCCUGACUCAUGCCCUUGGAGUGGCGGGUGGGCGCGCAGGCGCGGGUUCGAAGCCGGCUCUAGGACCGCGCGGAGCUUCCCCGGGGCCGCCUGAGUCACCGCCCCGCCCUGCCGAGCCGGAUGCGGCCAGAGGCCCCAGAGCAGCCGAGCAGCGGACCCCGCGGACGAGUAGGAAUCUCGAGUCGCGGUCAUGUUCCUGGUGAACUCCUUCUUGAAGGGCGGCGGCGGCGGCGGCGGGGGCGGGGGCGGCGGCCUGGGCAAUGUGCUGGGAGGCCUCCUGAGCGGGGCGGGGGGCGGCGGGGCGGCGGGCGGCGGCGGCGCGGGCCUGGGCAAUGUCCUCGGAGGCCUGAUCGGAAGCGGCGGGGCAGGCGGCGGCGGCAGUGCUGGUGGCGGCGGAACAGCCAUGCGCUUCCUGGGCGGGGUCAUCAACGCCAUCAGUGAGGCGGCUGCACAGUACAACCCGGAGCCCCCUCCCCCACGCACUCACUACUCCAACGUAGAGGCCAAUGAGAGUGAGGAGGUGCGUCAGUUUCGGAAGCUGUUUGCCCAGCUGGCUGGAGACGACAUGGAGGUCAGUGCCACAGAACUCAUGAAUAUUCUCAACAAGAUCGUGACUCGACACCCUGAUCUCAAGACUGACGGUUUUGGCAUUGAUACGUGCCGCAGCAUGGUAGCAGUCAUGGAUAGCGACACCACAGGCAAGCUGGGCUUUGAGGAAUUCAAGUACUUGUGGGGAAACAUCAAAAAGUGGCAGGCCAUAUACAAACAGUUCGAUGCAGACUGUUCAGGAACCAUCAACAGCAGAGAACUCCCAGGAGCCUUUGAGGCAGCAGGAUUCCAUCUGAAUGAGCAUCUCUACAACAUGAUCAUCCGACGCUACUCAGAUGAAGGAGGAAACAUGGAUUUUGACAACUUCAUCAGUUGCCUAGUAAGGCUGGACGCCAUGUUCCGUGCCUUCAAAUCUCUAGACAAAGAUGGCACCGGACAGAUCCAGGUGAACAUACAGGAGUGGCUACAGCUGACUAUGUAUUCCUGAGUGGGAAGCUGGACCUGCCCUUUCAUCGCCUCACGAUUGGGAGUCGCCUUGGACCCUUCAGUCCCCUCUCCCAGGGCUGCACCUGUCUGCAGUUAAUGUCUUCAUGAGUCAUGCUGACCCACAGGCCUUUCUGUUCGCCUGGGCCUUGGCACUGGCUUCUCACUUAACAGCCAGGGCCCAGCAUGCCCUAGUUGCCCCAAGAUACCCAUGACUCUUAAGUCACCCUAACAUGCCCUGUCCAUGGACCACUCCCCUCCCCAUCCCUACACCCACACACAUAUACACACACACAAGCCCAAUUUCACUCCCGAUUCAUAAGUCUCUCUCAUACACCUGUGCCAAACAAACCCAGUGAUUGUUGCUUCCACGCCCCGAAGGCCCUUGCCUCAGUCCUGGAAGGAUCACUGUAGUACCCACACACCCUGGCACACCCUUUCAAAGUCACCAUGCAGGCAGCCAAACUCCAGGCCUUGGCAGGCCUGCAUGCUCCAGUGCCUUUGUCUUUUGCUCCCAGCCUCUGAGGCCCUAGGAGGAAAUAAAUGCACCCCGGCUGCUGCUUUCUCUGA
Messenger RNA from Erinaceus europaeus (western European hedgehog), 1699 nucleotides. RefSeq names its product calpain small subunit 1 (gene CAPNS1). The record is from RefSeq and is a predicted model, not a curated record. The transcript has 11 exons. Gene Ontology annotation, molecular function: calcium ion binding. The coding region runs from base 288 to 1133 and encodes 281 amino acids. NCBI's taxonomy places the organism in Eukaryota, Metazoa, Chordata, Mammalia, Eulipotyphla, Erinaceidae.